Molecule: messenger RNA, 2223 nt
Organism: Trametes versicolor FP-101664 SS1
Lineage: Eukaryota; Fungi; Basidiomycota; Agaricomycetes; Polyporales; Polyporaceae
Exons: 2
Coding region: 1-2223 (740 amino acids)
Molecular function (GO): protein binding
Source: RefSeq, a predicted model, not a curated record
AUGCACCUGAUGCCCAACACCACGCUGUUAGCGGCGUCGCUUCAGUACGGCGUCAUUUCGCGAUCCUACCCCUUGUCCGGCAAAGUCCUUCGCGGGUUCCUUGACGCUUCGGGGACCGCGAACGGACUGGGGAUCGGUAAUCCCAAUGCCGAAUUCUCGCCCCACGUCUCGUCGGUCGCUUUGGCAUCCGAGGGUGGAACUGCGAAAAUCCUUUGGGGCUACAGGAACGGCGAAGUCGCGGUUACCACCGCCGUUCGGGUCAUGGACAACAAUCGGGCGUCUGCUGCGAAGCUAGUCAGAUGUCGCCUGGCCGACUGUCAUGAGGGCGCCGUAGAGUGCGUCGCUUGGGACCACAGUAUAGACGGGUCUUCUGUCUUCGCCACGGGCGGCAUCGACGGCCGAGUGAAGCUUUGGGGUAUCAAGACCACUCUCACGUGUCUGUGGACCUCGGAGAAGGGGGCUUCGCUCCUGCCCGACCCUUGCAUCAAGCUCGCGGUAGAUCUUCAACAGGGUGUCGUCACUGCAGCUCUUCGGAGCGGCGCCCUCCUCGUAUGGAUCGGCUUUCCGUCCCUUCCCCUAGAGCCGACGGAUGUUGCCGUCCUAGAACCUCGCGAAAUACGAAUCCCUGCACCUUCUACCCCCUCCGGCUCUGGCACAUCCCCGUAUGAGCGUACCUCUCUGGAUGUCUCGGACUUGCGUAUCUCCGCUCAACGGGAUCGUCUAUCUCUCCUGGUUGCUUAUCACCCCAGCUCUCAGUUCUAUCGUCUCAACUGGACAGCCGCAUCGGGCGUGUUCGAGCGGAUUACCUUCGGAGAUGCAGCUGCGGGGCCGAUUCGGUCCAUCCUCCCGGUGUGGGCCUCUCGCGAAGGGGAUAGCAGCUUCGUGAUCGCGGGGGAUGAACUUGGGGCUAUCAGCAUCUAUCCGUGGGAUGCGCGACCUCCGCAGCCUCCCCGUUCCGGCACAGCUGUCGUGCUUCCGGCGCACGCCUUUUCCGCUCACGAGGACGGCGCGGUGACGGCACUCGCGUGGAACUCCGCCGUCCUGGUGUCGGGCUCGUCCCGAGGAACGGUCAAAGUGUGGGACGCGCUUACGUGUGCGUCGCUGCGCACAUUUGCCUCCCCCGCCGCUAGACCAUCCACCGGCGCAGAAUGGGAUGGCGUCAGCCAGAUACUGCUAGAUCGCGAUGCUUUGAUGGUAUCGGUCGGCAGCAGGGUCAUGGCGUGGAAGGCCGGUCCGGUGGGCAGGCCUGGCAUGCACGGAAAGGGCAAGACUGUGCGGACUGCUAAACAGAGCGGCGUAGCCAAGUGGCAUCAACAACUGGAGAUGCAUCGCGACAUCGCCGAGUCCCGCCGCGAACUAGACGAGGAACAGCGGCACACCCGGCGGACGUUCGGGCGCGAGAGAGACCAGCUGUCGACGCUUGCGCAUCUCGGACUCAGCGAAGUCGAAGCCGUGGAAUACGUCCUGAUGCUCAGCCGGGACGAGGAAGCAGGUCGUGGGCGACGCGCUGUGGAGCCAUCCCCCUAUGGCGAAGACGAAGGCGUGUUUAUGGGCGAUUUCGACGACCUACCAACUCCGAUGGCCACCCCGAGCGCCGUGUUCGGACUGGGGCCCUCCAACGCCGCCUCGCGCAGGUCGUCUUCCUCAGGACACUCCUCUCCCACCUCUGGCGCUGGUACAAGCGUCUUCCAGGGCGGUCGCACAGUCCCGCGCGCCAUGCCGUCUACGUCCAAUCACAAGGUCCAGGUAUCACCCCGUUUCCAUCCCGAACCGAUGGAGGCAGGGGUGGACCAUAGCUCGCCGGCGCGGAGCGCCAGCUCGAGUGCUGAAAGGAUCGUCCCUCCCGUGGCUGAUAGCGACCACUUCCCUGCAGUCAGUCGUACCCCAUCCUCAGCGUCUGGCAGCGGUGGCGCCGCCACAAGCAUCUGGGCGACGCCUGCGUCGAGCAUGAGGGAUUCUGCUGUGGGAAGCCCGCAGUCGAUACGUAGCGCGUGGAGCAACCCCCUACGUUCUUUCCAUUCCUCUGAGGCACCCUCCCCGUCGCACGUCUCUGCAUCGCCAUCGCUGAGUCCGACGUGCUCGUUGACAGGUGUCCUCGCCGGCCCCAGUCUGUCUGGGCGAAGCGACGGGGCUGUGCCGCGCGGGGACGAAGAUGACGAAGACCUGCGCUUCGCUAUAGAAUUGAGCCUCGCCGAGGCUCGGAGCCGUGGGGAGAACGUUUGA